GUACUUGACAAGCGACAAGGAUGACGUCUAAGACUGGAGCCUGCGGUUGUUGGUGAGCGCAGAUUCAGAUUAAGAACAUUUUCAGUGAUGAUUUUUUUAGUUAUUUCAGAAAUUCAAAUCCUGUUUUACUGUAAAUCUUUGUAAUAGUGUUUUUGGCAUAUGGAGAAACUAAUCGCUGCUUCAUAGCGUGACAAACAUGCUAUUAGUAACAUAGGCAGCUAGCACGUGAGCUGUUAUGUUUACAGUCUGAUCAUAACCGUUUAGGAAAACUGAUACAUAAGAGUUCAAUCUGCAAAUUUAAGGCCUGGGACAGAGGUAAUAUUUACUGCAUGCUUAUUUCACUGACUUAUGUCUCUUCAGUAAUAGUUUGUAGUCAAAAUUUUCCUAGAAAUAACCGUUUGAUGUUCAACUGUGUUAUGAGUGUGACUGCUGAAAAGUUUAACAGUACAAUACAAGUCAAGAUCACUUCAUCGUUAUAAAAUAUCUAUUUUUUCUUUGGAUUAUUUACAGUUUUAUUUUUGUUGCGUUGAAUACAGAUAGUCAAACAGUUGUUUUUGUAAGAUUGUCCCUGUUUCCUCCUGUGUUUGGUGUUGUUUAAAGUGUAUUAUUUGUCUUAGGAAAAUAAAUACGUCUUCUAGAUUUCACAUACGAUGAUCACUUUCCUCCACAGGGCUCAUGAAACACCACCGAACACCUGAUGAGAAAUAAAGGCUGCUAGAUGCUGCUCUGCUCCUCAAUCUUUGACCAUCGUUUUUGUAGUAAGAAAGGAUGCCUUACCACUGUGUUGCCUACGGAUGUGGUAAAACUGCAGACGACGGUGUGACACUCUUUAAAUUUCCCAAAGACCCACAAGAGUUCCUGAAAUGGGAGAAGCAGGUCCAGCGAACCCGCUCCCAUUGGGUGGCCACACCAAACUCUCACCUUUGCAGUGAGCAUUUUGGCAGGGAGUAUUUUGAGCCCAAACCAGGGGCUCUUAAGCUGAGGCCUGGAGCUGCUCCUACUGUAUUUGUCCGUCCACACUGUUCCUCCUGCAGUGGAGCAGGCUGCAGAAAAUGCUUGCCCGCCAUUCAACGCAGAAGCAUCACAGCUGACCCGAAUGAGCACAACUCAAGUGUGAGUUAAAGUUAUUAUAGUGUUUCACUGUUAUUGCUAAAGCAGGAAACUAGCUUUUUUGUCUUUUCACUUCACUUCAACUUUAUUAUGUCCCAAAAUUGACUAAUCGGGUUGCAGCAGGCACAGGCAUUGAAAACACUGCCAUACAUCAUAAAAGAAAUAAAAGAAAAUACAUCUACAUAAAAAACAAUUCAGGAGGUAAAGAGCAUUAAAGAUGAUUUAGAAGGUAAAAAAGCAGCAUAUGUCAGUCAUACCAGUACUUUUGCAUGAGCAGAGUGCACAAAAUGCAGAAACAAAGUGCAUUGUGCAGUUUGCGUACCAAUAAAAGAAACCCUUGAUCAAGCUUGAUCCUUCCAAGAUCAGCGAGAUUAGGCCCAUCAGACCUAGAACCGAUACCCCUACUCCAUACAGCAAGACCACAAUAAUUCAGUACGAUACAAAAUAAUAAUAAUAACAACAAUAAUAAUAAUAAUAGUAAUAAUAUCAGUAACAGUUAUCUCCUCCUGCAGGAAUCAUUUAGGGCUCUGAUAGAGCCUGGGAUGAAGGAAUUUUUAUACCUAUUUUUUGUGGCUGUCGGAACUCGCAGCCAAUGGCCAGAAGGUAACAGAUUGCACUCUGAGCUGAGAGGAUGGUCACUAUGAGACCGAAUGGACACAGCUUUUUUAAGAACCUGCUUGUUCAAAAUAUGAUUCAAGCUAGUGAACUGCACAUCUGCAAUCUUACUUGCCACCUUUACAAUCCUGUCAAGGGCGUUUUUCUCUCUGGUCCCCAGGUUGCCGUAUCGACAAACAAUACAAAAAGAUAUGACGGAUUCAAUAAAAGCAGAAUAAAACAGCAACAUCUGGGACUUAUCGAUUUGAAAUUUGGCGAGCUUUCUUAAACAAAAAAGUUGUCCCUGGCCUUUAUGCACAGCACUUCGGUAUUACAGUUAAAUUUCAGGCUGUUGUCGAUCACAGUGCCUCAAUAUUUGUAGUUAGUUACAAUCUCCAUAGCCUCACCCUUGACAACACUGUUCUGAGGAGCUGGGGGGGAUCGUCUAAAAUCUUUACACAUGUCUUUUGUUUUACUGACGUUAAGUUUUUUGUCAUCUGUAUCAUGUAAAUUUGAAGUCAUUGUCUUGCCCUUUCAUUCCUCUAUCCAGUGCAGUGAAAAGAGGCUCACUCAGUUUGAUGCUGCUGAUGGAGGAGGCGACAGCGAAAAUCCAACAGGAGGAGGGGUUACAGUGAGAAGUAAACACACCAUGGAUAAAUCUGGUGAGUUUUAAGAGACUAGAUGAGUUACAAAGUUUGAUAAACUAGACACUAACUUAUUUUUUUCAUUGUAGUUGUAUUUUAUCAUUUCUAAAAAUAAAAUUAGAAACUGUGGAACUUUAUUUGUAAAACGCUUGAAGCAUCUUUUUGAGCACUAAAGGUCCUGACAAAGUUAGAUGAUGUUGAAUUCAAAAUGUUUUAUCUCUACAGUGGUGUGCGAGAACUGUGGCACCACCGGGCCCAUGAGCACCUUCUUUUCGAAGGCAAAGCGAUUCUGUUCUCUGUCCUGUUCACGGUCUUUUUCAUCAAACUCCAAGAGGACCUCCAUACUGGCACGUCUGCAGGUGAGAAGAAUAAAUGUUUUCUUUUUUCACACAGGCAACAGUGAAUCAAGAUCUUGUUUGUUACCAUGCCACAAUCCUCAUUCUAGAAAAGUUGAGAUGCUGCAUAAAAUGUAGAGUUUUUUUUGUUUGUUUGUUUGGCUGCAAAUCAUUUAAACACUUAAUGGAACUGAAAAUUCUGCCAAGAAAACGUAUCAGAUACUGUAACCAACAAAAAAUAUUGCUUUAUGAAAAGUAUUAGCGCAUGGUAAAUUUGAUGCUAGUUACAUGUUUCAUGAACUGUUUGGACGGACACAACAAAAAUCUUAAAAGGUUGUGUAAUGUUUAAAAAGCACCAGAAGGAAUAUCUCGUAUCUGAUUAAGUCAGUUGGCAAGAGUUUAGUAACAUGCCUAGUUUUAAAAAGGACACCACAGAGAGGCUGAGAUUCUCAGAAAUAAAGUUUUAAAGAGGUCCAGCACUCUGAGAGAGACCGCAUGAGCAAAUAGUUUACAAAUUAUAGAAUAACGUAUCUGAGAAUCAUGGUGAUGAAGCCCCAUGCAACAAAAUAUGUUUUUAGUGAUGCAAAUGCAAAGCAAGGUGAAAGACAUAUCACUGAUGACAUAAAAGGGGGGUGUGGGCUAACAAGAAAUAAGAAUAAACACUCUUUUAGAAACUGCUUCUCUAGCCUGACUUUUACAUGAUUCCUUUUACUAUUACAAGAAUUAAGCUAUUCCAAAUCCAUGCAGAACCUCCCACGGUUCAAACAGGAUACACCAUAAUAUGCAGUUUUCCCCCUUUUAUUCUUUCUCAGGAUGCUUGAUGAAAAUAAAAAUCUCCCUCCACACGUUCUGUCUGGAUCAUAUAUUACAUAUCAACUCUAGCUUUAGUUUUCAUCAAUCUGGGGAUAAGCACAUCAUCUUGAUAAUACAGAGAAGAGAUGAUUCAAACUUGUCAUUUAGAACUUUUGAAAGUUAAAAUUGAUGUAAAGGAAGCUGGUUUUCCUUCUGGUGGUCCACUGAUGUUAAUUAGACAGAAACGUAGCAUUUAGAUUUGUGUCUAAAAGGUUCCUCAAAAUGAUCUACCACUCUAUUGGUUGUUUGAACAAAAGUUACAAUGCAUAAAACAAACAGCAUUUCACAUAUAACAUAAAAUAAGCCAUAAAUUGGGAACAUUUAUUUCCAAUAUGUCUUCCAGAGAUAAGUUGGAGCGGUCUUUAUCGAAUGUGUUCUGCAUUUGUAUGUUGAUAUGACCUGUAUAGUAGUUGUUUUUAAUGUGUUAAUUUAUUAGAGUAUUUCAAAAGGCUAUAUUUAUGGCCACAAGGUGGCAGUGUGUUCCUAUAAAGCGGCGGCCCUUGCAUGAUGAGGAGAACGAAGAAGACGGCCGCGCUGGAUUUUAAAAACACUGGCCCACCUGAGAGGCAGCUCCAUGGACUACACAUGUUUACAAUAACAAAGAUGUGAUCAAAUAUAGGACUAGGAAAAGAGUGCUGGGGUCAUAUGUAGUUAAAUGACUUCCAUUUUUUCGCAAUUGUUUGGCGUUAUAGUAAUGCGUGUAUCAUAAUAGCCAUCUUUGAUUUGCGGGGGACUAUUUUAAGAAAGUUUCCAAAGUUGGGCGACAUCGACGGUGGAUCAACUCAGGAGAACCGGAAGUUUGCACAUUUGUUGCCACGGAUGAAGCCAGCAGAAAGUGAUAUUUAAGCCGUAAAAAAGGCACAUGGAUAAAGUGCAUGCUCGUGUUAGAAUAUCUCCCCAGUUUAAUAUCAAUACCACCAUUGUCGUUGCCUUUCCUCGCACAAUAUCAUCCCGCGGCUCACCUUGAUCAAAUGUCUCACUGAAUGUUUUCCUCUGUAGAAGAUGGUGCAUAUUUUAGCUUUUCCGGCCAGUCUACAUCGAGAUAAAUGCUUUGCACCGUAAAAGUUUCACCGUAUCCCGUUGAAUUGUCGUUGGUCAUUUGCCCUAAAAAGGAUCUGAGAACACCCUGAACAGCACUGAAGAACCUCCGCGUUUGCAGGGACUAUUUUUUUCUGACUGAAACUGAAGCCAAAGAUGAGAGACAUUCACACAAUAGAAGCCACAGCAGCACCCAGACGAAGGGUAAGAUAACCACAAACUAACCAGACCACUUAAAGAGGAAAAAAUGAUCAAAGUACUUGGACUGUGCAUUGAAUAUUCAGUUGAGCAGAUUUAGUAGUAGUAGUCGUUUAUUCAGUCAUGACAACACCAAAUAUUGUACACAAUAUUGACAUUUCACACAAAAUCACUAAAUCAAGAAUCAUGUGUUGAAUAUUGACUGAAAAAGGCAUAGGCAGAAGCAAACUGCUUAUAAAAGCCUACCCUGUAUUGUCAUCUUUUUUAAAUUUUUAACCACAACAAUACAGCGUAUACAUCUCAAUACAAAACAUUUCUUUUCCUUUUUCAGCUGUCUGUGUAUUUUUACAAACAUCCGCAGAUAAUGUAGGAUUAAAUCAAACAAAAUAAUCAUAGUAAUCAUCACAAAUAACAAUGUCCACGCCAAAGUACAGAUUUAAAGGCACAGAUUCUAGUCAGAGGCAAGAUGACAGUAUUUUGACAUGGAUAGGAAGUUCUUACAUCAUUAACAUUAACUGUCAUUGCAUCAAUAAAGGUACCACAAGUUCCCAUCUUUCAAUAAAGGAGGCCCUCUGAAAAUUUAGUGAAAAUGUGAUCUGCUUAAUAUUCCAUACUUUUUGAAUCCAGAUAUUGUAUGAGGGAGAUUCUGGUUUCAACCAUCUGAUGGUUAUAGACUUCAAGACUGCAGUCAAUAAUAUGUUUAAGAUGUAUUUUUCUGACCUCCUGUCCAAACCUUCAGGCUGCAUGUCAAGUGUUGAUAUGAAGUAACAUGUUUUGGGAUGAAUGAAGAUUCAGAUCAUUUGGAACAAGGGUUUUAAGUUUUGUGAUUUUGAAUAAAUCAUACCUGUGACAUUGACCUUUCAUCAUUUUCCUCUGGCUUCCUUCUCUUGUCUCUGUUUCACGAUUAUCAGUGGAACAGCCUGGACCUGCUGUAUGUUUCCUAAGAAGGAUGGUUAGCUCAACAUCAAUAAAAUGGACUCAAAAUUGCAAUAAUGUAGUGCCAAAAGAUGGGAAAUAAACAAGUGACAUAUUCGGGGGGAAAAACAAGCUUUCUGUGGUCUCAGUUUAUCCAAGCUGCCUUGUGAUGCACCUAUCUACAGAAAGUUGGCAUAGCAGCAGCCUAAUGAUUAAUAAUUAAUCCGUCUUUCUGUCUCUGUCUCUCCAUCUCUCUCUCUAGGGAAGGCCCCCAUCGAAAAAAGCCACAGUGCUGCGCAAGGUGAACAAAGCCUUAGCAGCCCCAUCAGGAUUAGAUGGUAAGAGCACCAAACACACACACACACACACACACACAGAUUCACAAUAUUGCAGUAAUUAAUCAGAUGUCAUACUUGACUUGGAAGCAUUUGAGGGUCAUUAUGAAGACGGCGUGAAGUCUGAUACACCCUAACAGAGAUUUCCAAUUGAUAACAGAUGUUAGGAACUGACCCAUGGACUUUCAAGCCACUUAUUGAAUGAUUCUCAGCGGCAUCUGAUUUGCGUUUGGGAAUAUUGUCAUAGAAGCUUUUGUAGACAAUGUAUUCAAACAGUCGAAAUAAACACAACUCCUCUCUACUUUCCCCAGUGGCAUCUCCUGCACGUUUUAAGUGGGGCCCUUACUUGGACAAGGAAACAUCUCUGGCUGCAUCCGUGUCCUGCUUCAGACAUGUGAGUCCUAUCUGUAAAAGAUGAAUCAAGUUCAGGUCCUACAUGUUGUAUCAUCUGCAGACACACAGCGUAUUUUAAAAGUUUUUACUUUUUUCACUGGGAUGAAAAUCUUUACUGAAGCUCAUGAUUAAGAAGAUAAGCACAUUAUAUUUGCUGAAACAAUCAAUUAAACACAGUUACUAUGAGGUAAUACAUGACCCUUUGGGCACAUUAAACAGAUCAUAGUGAUGUCUGGUGUUGAAGAAAAUGUGUGAACUCCCACCUGCAGGCCCCGCUCUGUGCCCAGUGGGAUGACAUCCACACAGGAAUGAAGGUGGAAGUCUUGAACACAAAUGCAGUCCUGCCCAGUAAAGUCUACUGGAUCGCUACUGUCAUCCAGAUUGCAGGUGAAUACUUCACUCCAAUACAUCAAUGUGUUUAUUUUUAUCCAUCAGUAAAGUCUUACCUGUCAUCAUGUAUUUUGAAAGGGGAUAUUCCGGCAUAAAAUUAAUUUAGGGUCAAACACACAGGGUCAAGCACCUAACUUCAUCUGCAGUACAUAUAGGGUCCCAGCCAUAGCACUAGCCACCAAACAUCUUUUUAGCUUUGCCUGAUUUCUUUAGCAAAAAGACCAAACACAACUCACCCACUCUCUUCCAGCAGUCGUUUGUUUGUAGCGAGACCUCGUGCCAGUCUGUUACAGACUACAGCGGGGUGACGCAGCUCAAGGAAGAACAUUUAUGAUCAUUUUUUAUAAUUUCCUUGAAGUAAUAAUCAUCAUAUUAAUCAUUUUGCACUUUAGACGCGGUAGUUCUUCUGCUUUAGCGUCUGGUUCUGAUUGCAUUUCCAUGAAGAAGUUAUCAUACAUGUUACUAAAAUUGGUAUAACAAACGGUCGGCAACAUUCAUCUCUCCAGGGGGUGUCUAACUUGAUGUUUCGGUGUGUUUGACCCUAAAUUAAUUUCACGCCGGAAUAUCCCUUUAAGUAUUACUCAAAAUUAUAGAUGAUCCUUCUCUAGAAAUGCUUUGUAAUAACAAUCCCAUAUCUAGUCUUACAUUACAUGUUCAUGUUGGCCCGGCUUUUAACCGAUACAAUAACAUCAUAUUAUUUUAUCCUCUCCUAUUUUCUCACAAGGAUACAAAGCACUGUUGAGAUAUGAGGGUUUCGAACACGACAGCAGCUGGGAUUUUUGGUGCAGCCUUGUUUCAGGAGAGCUGAAACCGAUCGGAUGGUGUGCCAUGACGAGCAAGCUGCUGGUGCCUCCAAAAGGUGAGGGUUCCCGCUAAAACUUAAAACACACAAAAAUAUGAUAAUUAAAGCGCUCAGAUUAUCCAAUCAGAAAAACUACGAGGAGUUUUUGUCAUAUUAAGCAGAUCUUACUGUCUAUGUUCAACCAGGAGUUAGAAACAAGGAUAAUCAGACAGACUGAUCAGCAAUAACACAUUGACCACCUGCCUAAAAUUGUGUGAGACCCCAUCUCCUCCAGUCAGGGUCAGAAUAGCCCUGACUGGAUAAGGCAUAGACUUUCUGUGCUGUGGUGUCUAACCAGCAGCUGACCCUUCAAGUCCAGUAAAAUGUGAGCUGGAGCCUCCAUAGAUGGGACUUUACUGUCCUUUGUAUCGUAAAGAAGCCCAGUUAGACUGAGAUCUGGGAAUUUGGAAACCAAAUGGUCCAAAUCUGGUGAUUAGAUGUUGGAGUUUGUUCUGACUUUAAUGGGUCCAUAGAUGUGAAGCAGAACAUUCCCGAUUGGAAGGCUUAUCUGAUGAAGAAGCUGGUGGGAGCUGACACCUUACCUGUUGACUUCUAUCUGAAGGUAAGCAUCAAUGCUGCUUCAUGAUGCUAAAUAAGUUAACCACUUUAUCUAUAUUUGUGAAAUGUAUAAUGAAAUCAGAGCCAGCUUUACCAGUGGAGUACUGUAUAUGUGCUCAUACAGUGGAUUUAGUGCAAUAAGUGUUUUUAUUCCCCUGAACGGUCAUCUCUUCUCUGUUUUCUUCUUCUCAGCUCGCUGAGAGUAUAAAGACAUCCUUCAAAGCCGGUAUGCUUGUGGAGGUAGUGGACUCCAAACACGUGAGCCGAACUCGUGUGGCCCUCGUUGACAUGAUUGUUGGAGGCCGAUUGCGCCUGUUGUACGCUGACCAAAGGGAAGCCCCUGAAAACACUACCCUUGACUUCUGGUGUCACAUGUUGAGUCCUCUCCUUCACCCGAUCGGCUGGUCCCGCAGGGUGGGUCACGAGAUUAAAGAACCCGGUAAGUCUUGAUUUUUUUUCUCUCUUUUAUGUUAUUAAUAUUUUGUUUAAGGUUAGUGUUCGUCUGAAGACUGGCAUCACACCCCUCUACCUUUAUGCGUCAGUUUAAGUGAAUUAAACAGAUGAAAAUAGACCAGUGUUGUUCAAAGUUAGUCAUCGUCUUUAGCUGUUGGACAGGAUAAGUUAGUUUUUGUGCAGUAAAUUCACAGGAAUGGAAUUAAUCUCACUCAAAUUUGUUCUUUUAAGGGUGAAUAAUUUAAAAAAUGCUUCUCCUAAUUACAGUAACCAGCGCGGAAGUUGCUGCCAGUGCCAAGGGAUACAAUGACAUGGUAUCUACACUCUUUACAAAGGUAUGAAUUGUUUCUGAUGUAAUGAAUUGAAAAAGCAAAAGAAGCUGCAUUUUCGAAACAUCCGCUUUGGUUUUGAAGCUUUUUUUUUUAUAGUAAGUUGUCUUCUAUGGGCCUCACUGCUGAAGGAACAAUUACAGCCGUAACUCAUCGUAAAAAGUACCGUUAAGUUUGUUUAGCCUCACUGAUUCAGACGUAUCUGCCAACUGUGCCGUCAAAUACGACCUGCCUUCAACUGAGCAGAUUGUCUUUUUGUGGGGCCAUUUUUUUCAGUUCUUUGCCAUUUUGUGUUUUCCUAUGAUGCCGGUGUUUUAUUUAGCUGGAUAACAGUGACAGUUAGUUGUUUUCAUGGUUUAUCAGAAACUUCUAUGUUAGGCAGCUACAGACGCUGUCUCUGUGGAGAUUGUUUGUAUAAUGUUGUCAAGCAAAAUUACUGACAUAAAAGAAUUUGAUCUGGUGCCGUAAGUCUGUGUUGCAUUAAAACUGUGCAUGCUGUUAGGCAAAUAGAUAAAAUGUCCAAAGUCUUUCAAGGUCCAUCAUGUAAAAUUGACUUUUGCAUUCACACUCUGUAUUGAAAUAGUACCCUUCCCCCCACCUUUAUGAAGUUUUGUGUGGUCUGCAGCCCAGGUUUGUCUACAUGGAGGGGUGUUACUUUGAGGAGGGAAUGAAGUUGGAGGCCAUUGAUCCUCUAAAUCUGGGAAGCAUCUCUGUGGCCACUGUGCACAAGGUAAAUCAGCUGUUUAUUUCUGUCUGAUGAGGUCUGAGUAAAGCUGAGUUCAGACCAAAAGCAAAGAAUAUAUUCAUGAUGUAUUUCCGCCUUGAGUUUGAGAAGUGAAAUUAUUUAGGUGUUUUCACUUCAAAGGGGACACAAACUCCCACCUCCAGAUAUGAUGAGGAUAUAAAAGCUGUUAUUUUAUUUUAUUACAAUCCUCAGAGGAUAUUCCUUUAUAGAUACUCACCUCAAGCAUUCUCUUUCAACUGUGGAGAGCCUGUUAUCCUUUUCUGAUGGCUCACUGUUUAUUGUAAGGCUGCCGGCCAACCACAGUGGUAUGAACCUGAUAGAUAAGAUUUUCUUUUAUUGAGUACAACUAAAAUACAAAACCAACUCUAAACAUAAGAAAAAGCUUGAUUUGAGAAUGAAGGUUAGAUUGAUAUUUUCUUAUUCAUCCUUUCCCAACCCAAAAUGAUUCUGUUGCUCGAGAUGAAACAGAUUGACUCAACAUAUAACAUUUCUUCCCCUUUUCUCUUGUCGCUCUCUCUUCACCUGUAACUUCUUUCAGGUGCUGUUAGACGGAUACUUGAUGGUGGGCAUCGAUGGUACAAUAUCCCACAAUGGCGCCGACUGGUUUUGUUACCAUGCCUCAUCGCACGCCCUCCUUCCUGUGGGCUUCUGUGAAAAGAAUGACAUCCCCCUCUCUGUACCUCAAGGUAAACACAGACAUGCUUAUCUCUGUGCCUAUGAUCAAUCUCAGUCUGCUGUUUCAAGUAUACUACACCAUACUAAAAUUAAGAGAUGUUAUUCAGUCCAAGACUUCACAAUUUUGAUUAAAAAAAAACCAUACAGUAAGCGGUUGAGUUGAACUUUGAUACAAUGCCAUAUAAUGAAAAUCCAACAACAUCAAUACCUGUUUCAACACCACAAUGACAACAAAUGAACUUCUGGGCACCUUAAACUUAAUUAUAUGACUUUUUAUUUUCUAUCUGCCAGAUGAAGUUUGUAUUAUUUUGAGGGUGUGACACAUUCACCCCUCUACUCUGAUCUCCUCCAACAGACAGAUAUCUUACACAUGUAUCUUUGAGGAAUGUGAAAUAGAUUUUAAAAAUGUAUUUGCCGGCCUGGGGGUUUCUAAAGUCCACUAUGCAGAGGCUGUGACAGAUGGCAGAACAGAGAGAUGAUGCACAGCAGACAGGAAGGAGCAGCAUUGAAAGUCCAACGCCUUUUUACAUGUUUGUGCAAAGGCGCGGAGGUGUUGACAAGUUUUGUAGAGAGUCAAGCGGGGACUUGAGUUUGAUGCUUGAACCCGAGUCACACCUUAAUGCACGCAAACAUGACUUGAGACUCCAGUCCAGUUACUAUACUCAACACAACCUUUUUAUUUUGUAUCUUUGGCCUAUUAAUAUCAUGUGCAACCUCAAACAGAGAGAGUCUUGGGAUGAAUCUUGAAUAUAUAAAAGGUUUACUUUUUGGAUAAAAUAACGGGGACAAAAUGAACAAUUUUGGGACAUUGUGAUGUUGCAUAAUACCUGGGCAGGCAGUUCAAGCAUACAUGUCGCAAAUUUUUACUUAUUUUCAAACUUUUUAAGCUCACAGAUAAAUAAAUGAGCCAUCUCCACUCGCUCAGUCCCUCUCUUGUAUGUUACUAAUUGCAUAUAUUACACACCCUGCAGGAGAGAAACAAAGAGAAAGUGAGUUAUGUUCAAAUCAGCUACUUUGGUGAUUAUCUAUGAUUCAACAGGCUGUGAGCCACUUCUUCGCAUUUCAACAGAGCACAUUUUCUGAUCAUUAUAGUGUGACUUUAGACAAAUAAACUUGUUUUAAGUCCUCAGAAGAUUUAGUACCGCUGUGUUGUGUUACCUUUAAAAAAAACAACACUCAGUAGUAAUCAGUAGAGACAGAAAGGACAAAUAAAUCUGUUGAUUUCUUACUGCUGCAAAAGCCAGUGACCCAGUUUGACCACCUCAGUCAAAAAGUCUAGAUAUCCGCUCACAGAGUCUAUGGAUAACAUAAAAAUGAUUAUUACAAUUAAUGUGUAACAUAAUGUAAAAUACUGAACUUUGCCGUAAAUAAAACUCCGGUUUCUUUGCAGGUUAUCUCUCCAAGACUUUCAGCUGGGACAAAUAUCUGAAGGAGACCGGAGCUCAAGCUGCACCGAGGAGGCUGUUCAAUGUUGUAAGUUCAAAAGUUUCAGAAGUUCAAACCAAGUGCACAAGUUCAGAUCGUGCCUUCUGUUUAUAAUAAAUGAGUCAGCCAAUUAAGUGACUUAUACUGUGGGUGAAUACCUGAUUCUGAUUGGCUGUCUUUUUUCAGGACUACCCGGGUCAUGGCUUCUCUCCCAACAUGAAGCUGGAGGCGGUGGAUCUGAUGGAGCCACGCCUGGUGUGCGUGGCCACCGUGAAGCGCUUCGUGGGCCGCCUGCUGCUCAUCCACUUUGACGGCUGGGAGGACGAGUUCGACCAGUGGAUCGACUAUCAAUCCCCGGACAUCUACCCUGUUGGGUGGUGUGAUCUCUUGGACUACCAGCUGCAGCCCCCUCCUGGACCCGGUAGACCAUACUGCUUAACAGCUGCACCUCCUAAUGUUUUGUAGCAAGCUGUUCUAUUCAUUACAAGGAUUAAACGUGAGCUGAAUUUGUUGUUCUCUAUUUUCCAGGGAAUUUGAUAGAAAACCAGGCAGCACAAAACAAGAAAACCAAGCCGUUCAUUUUCAAGAAAAGGAGUAAGUUUUGUUUUAAGCACAUGUGCAAAGUCAAACAUGCAGAUUUCUGUGAGGUUUUAAAAGCUAUCCUUUAACUCCCAUUUUCUUCUUCCCAUAGAAAAGAGGAAUGCCAAGAAAAGACUCUCUCAGGAACUUGAUGUCAGCGAUGGGCAGCCUGAGGCCUUUGGCACUGACAGUCAUCCAGAGCUGUGUCUCCCCCCAGAAGUUCCUCUCAUCCAGCCCAAGACGGAGCCAGAGGAGCAGGAGAGUGCGUGGACAAACUCACAUAACUACUUUAACUUUUUCAAAGAGAAUAUUUCUUAAAAAAUGCUGAUUCUGACUUGUUUCUGUGUCUGUAGUCUCAACAGUGCACGUAAAAGUUGAGGAAGUGGAGGUGGAGAUGGAGACCCCCACGGCUGAUCCUCGAGUCUCUUUGAGGGUAAUUAAAAAGGAGGACGCGGGGGAGCAGAGCGAGUCAGGACAACAGGAGGCACCAGAGCUGAGCGGCUUGAACAACGGAGCGAGUGAAGCAGCAGAAACACGGUGGAAAGAGCUGUCCUUGUUGGAAGAGAGUUCCAAUAGUCAAAGCAGCAAGGAGGAGAGAGGAAGGAGAAGAAACAGUGGAGGAGGGAGGAGAGAAGAGGCAGAAGAAGAGGAAGGAGUUCAGGGUGAUGAUAUCGCUGUUGAGGAGAUUUCAGAGCUUGAUGUGGAGCUUGACAUGGAAGACGAGGUUGCAGAAAUGUAGUGAUGAGAGGCAGAUGUCUGCUUAAAGAUUGAAGACAACUGUUCAUGUUUGCACAAGGGCAAAUAUCUGGAUGACUGAUGGACAAAAAAAGACAAAAAUACAAAAGAAGACGAACAAAAGCAUAUUUGAAUAUAAAGAGCACAGAGAGGUAUAACGGUUUUCUGUGAAUUUACAGCAAUGGUCGUGUAGUUGGCAUCCUAAACAUCAGUCCUGGUUGGUCUGGUCAUGUGCUAAAAGAGAGUGCAGAUCCUGAACUUUACAGGCCAGAGAGUCAAACUUCAGCUGUCUUUUUAUAACAGCUGUGAUGUGGCUAUGAAAGGUGCGACUGUUAUCAAUGUGACUGAAUAAUAGUUAUAAAAGUAAUCGUAAGUGUCAUGCGUUAUCAGUUUUUUUUGAUCUCUUAAGUUUAGACAGGUGUUAUGAAUUCAAAUCAGGAAUGAUCAUUCAAGCCUCGUUUUACUUUCCAGAUCCUGACAUUUUCAGACAUUUUCUAUCUGGAGAUCAUGAGUUUAAGAAGUUCAGACACAUUUUUACAAUAGUUUUGGUUAAUGGGGAAUCUGAGUAGAACGUGCAGUUUUCCAACAUGUUGACUUUGGAUAAUUUUACUACAGACCACAGAGAACCUGUUAGCCAGCUUCAAAACUACCUCACCUCUCAUAGCUUAACAUGACUAAACAUGGCAGACAGAAGUUUGUUGUAAUCUUUUAUUUUUUCCAUAUCCAAGUGUGUCUUUAUUUGUAAAUAUGUGAUGUUUCAUUAAAGAAAAUACAGUUUCUAAACUUUCUUAUAUGAUGCUGACUGAGCGUGUCUUUACAUCAUUCUGAUGUAGUUAUAGUGGUCAGAGAUCUAGCAUUCAGCCCAAGUUACUAGAGCUAUUAAACAUUUGCUUGAUUUACACCCUCAAAUGGUACAACAGAGUUUCUUGGGAGCUUUUUGAGCUACAAGUUUGUAUGUUAUACUUUUAUGUUGAAGUAAUGCAGUUCUGUUGAUCGCAUAUUUACUUGUGUAGAUCCUUCUUUAACGUUGAUGAAUCAGAUGGUGAUAAUCUGAAGAAGCUUUGGCAGCUACAACUUUCAGAGUCUGCAGAGGUUGCAGUUUCAGAGUUCAGUUCAUGGUUUAACUUCAACUAUUCCUGUAGCUGCCCGUUUCUUAAUACUUCACGAUCAGAAGCUGCGGGUUCAGGCCAUGCUGCGUCUCUUGGUGUUUUUCUUGGCUGCUGCUGCUGGUUUUGUGUUGGGAGUCUUGCGAGUUUUGGAUUUGGCUUUCAUCAUUUUGACCUGCCGGAUACCAUUGAGGUGCAUCGGUUUGGGUUUGGUCGCCUUGGGUGCUUUUGCAGGUUUGGGGGUGACAGCGGGGGCAGAGGGGAGGCUCUCGCCACCUGGACAGGCUUUGAAGACGUGGACAUCCUUGACCCUGCGGCCCUUUAACUCGGGAGGAUUUGCACAGGUGGCUCGCACCUUUAGGUUAACUUUCUCAAUCCAUCUAGAUGAAGGAAAAAAAUGUCUUUAGUACUGUGAGGAUUUUAAAAUUUAAAUCACUUGAUGUCUGUAACUGAAGCAGCCUCACCCUCAAACAAGGUUCAAGUCAAUGGUGUAAAUUUAGCCUUAAAACUGCAAAUUUAAGUAAUCUGAAACACUACGACAAAUAAUAAAAAAAAAAAAAACAAGACUUCGCGAUUAAAGUCAUUAACUUGCGAGAAUAAAGUGAUUACUAACAAGAAUAAAGUUGUAAUAACGUAAUUGCUUACAAGGAUAAAGUUGCAAUUAAUCAUUAUUUACGAGAAUAAAGUUAUAGUAAAGUAAUCACUUAUGAGGGUAAAGUAAGAAUAAAGUCCUUAUUUUCUUACCUGCUGUUUAAGACGAUCUUGAAAUGAGAGCCAUGUAGCAUUUCGUGAAAAUGUACUUCAUAAUAGGUUUCUUAAACAAGGAGAUACUUCAUCUUUGGCACAUCAGCACCACAUUAUCACAAGUAUCAUAAUGAUUAUAUUACGACUUUAUUCUUGUAAAUUAAUAACUCUAAACUCAAAGUCUUAAUUUUUUCUUUCUUAAUGUGGUCCUAAUUCUCCAUUAUAGAAACACAACACUCAUAUUUUGGGGGCUUUUUUAUGUUUAUAGUCAUGUUUGUCCCUAGUUAGAGAUAUAAACAAAGACUACAAAUUUAAGUCUGCAAAAUUACCUCAAACUAAAUAUAUGGGUAAUUUUUAACCAUUUUAAUGUAUUCGACUCAAAAUAAUUACAUAUUUGAUCAUUUUUGAAGGUGUACUUACAGGCGAAGUGGCAGCAGAGGGCAGUCACACAUCAGAGGGUUGUCGGCCAGGUUGAUCACCUCCAGGGAGGUGAAAGGUUGAAGGUUAGGCACCUCCUCCAGCUGAUUGCCCUCCAGGAAAAGACUCCUGAGGCCAGAACCCAGACCUGCCAGUGAGCUCUGUGACAUCUGAAGAGGGAGUGAUCAUACCAGUGAAAGGAUUCAUUUGAUUUGAUAAAAUUUACUAAGCUGAUCAGAUGAAAUUAGAGUUUGAUAUUCUCUGACCUUCUCCAGUCCCAUGUUAUCCAGAUAAAGCUCCUUCAGGGACCCCGCCAAAGGUCGGAAAGCAUUGGGUCCAACCCAGCGAAUAGUAUUUCCUGACAGCCUCAGGUCUCUGAGGUUCCCCGUCUUACUCAGAACCUCAGUUGGCACCUCCGUCAGUUUGUUUCCGCCCAAGUGGAGCGUAUCGAGGUCACUGGCCUGGUCUAGAGCUCUUGGUGACACCUGAUUGAUGGCGUUGCCAGUGAGGUAGAGCGCUCGGAGACUCUCUGCUCCAGUCAAGAUGUCUGCCUCAAGUUUGGUGAUGGUGUUAUUCUCCAGGUGAAGUGCCAGCAGACUUGGCACCAGUUUGAAGGCUCCUCUGGGGAAACUGGUGAGGCGGUUCCUCUCCAGGUGGAGGUAAGUCAGCUGAGGAAGGCCUGCAGACAUGGAUUAUUUAAAAUCAAAUCAAACAGGUCAUGAUACUCAAACAAGGAGCUUUUCUACUGUAUCAAUAAAACCUUUGAAGACAUCAGGGCUGAGGGAGGUGAGGUCAUUCUCAGAGAGGUAAAGGUAGAUCAGCCCCUUCAUCCCAUUGAAAGCUCCACCCUCCACCUCCGCGAUCUUGCAGCGCUGCAGAUGUAGAGACACCACCUGGGCGACCCCGGGGAAGCUGUUGCUGGGGAUGUAGUGGAAGUGGUUUCCACGCAGGUCGAGGAGACGGGUAGUGGGGGAGAAACCUUUGGGAACUUUAGUGUGACCGCGGUUCUCACAUGAGGAGUGGUGCGUCUCAGCCUGAGGACAGGAAGGUGAUGGAGUGAAGGAGACAGACAGGACAAAGACAGACAGUACUAGGGUGACCAUAUGUCCUGUUU
Xyrichtys novacula (pearly razorfish) is the source of this 16525-nucleotide messenger RNA. The record is from the annotation of a GenBank genome assembly. NCBI's taxonomy places the organism in Eukaryota, Metazoa, Chordata, Actinopteri, Labriformes, Labridae.